Molecule: messenger RNA, 4583 nt
Organism: Monomorium pharaonis (pharaoh ant)
Lineage: Eukaryota; Metazoa; Arthropoda; Insecta; Hymenoptera; Formicidae
Gene: Nbr
Product: exonuclease mut-7 homolog
Exons: 14
Coding region: 273-3464 (1063 amino acids)
Biological process (GO): nucleobase-containing compound metabolic process
Molecular function (GO): nucleic acid binding; 3'-5' exonuclease activity
Source: RefSeq, a predicted model, not a curated record
UGCAAUCUAUUGUUGUCAUAUGAUUUAUGCCUUUUGACAAACGAAGUGGCGCAAACUUCAGAGGAUAGGAUUAUGAUUCACAAGCGUGGAAGGGUGAAGCGGUGAAGUCCCGACGAUCCUGGUCAACGUUUUCCUCUGCGUUUUCUUUCUCAUUGAUAUUAUAACGUGAUCAUCAAAUGAAUAUCACUCAUUUGUCAUUCUGUUGUUUCUUAUAUUUCGGCUGACGUACAGUAUACUUGAAAUUUAAAUUCUCUAAAAAUUCUUAAAGCGUGAUGGAUAGUCAUCAGAACGCCGAUAUGGAUUUCUUGUUUUUCACUUCUAUAGAUGAGGCUACGAAAAUGUGGCUUGAUAGCCUGCAUCGAAUGUGGGCGCUGUGGAAGAAAUGUGAUGGGGUCAGCAAAACGUUAACAGAUUAUUUUGAGACAGCACCAAAUCCUUAUCUCAGUACACUGAGAAUUCUUGUCAAUGCAUCAGAUUUUGAUCACAUGACGAACAACAAGUCUCUUGCGUUUGCAGUGAUAGACGAGUUUUCAAUUUGGAUAGAGGAGAGAAAAGAAGGAUACAAAGAAUUUCUUGUUCCUGAUUUGAAAUUAGCAGCAUUUAAAUUAGUAAGGCAGAAACAAAUGAAACAGAUGCUGUUAAUAAAAAAGAUGUCUACUAUAUACGAAUUUGUGGAACAUAACGAUAUAUUCCUACCAAUGAUAAAGGAUAUGAUACGAAAUAAGGAAUAUAAAGAAGCUGCGCAAUACGCGGCAAUGUUACAAUUACAAAAUCAUUUUAUGGAUCCGAAAAUAUUGUUGUUACCUCUUAUACUGCAAAAUAAGUUACAAAUAGUUGACGAGUUUUUAACAGGCUUCCCAGAGGUUCAAAAAGCCUUAACAACUUAUUUAGACAAUUUGAUAGCACCAGGGAAAAACGUACAAGUUAUAUUGGAACAAUUUAUUUAUACAAAUGAUAUACCAGAUGUUAAAAUAUCGUUUACACAAGUUCGUCCAAUAACUAAGCUUAUUGCACGUCUAAUAAAGCAAUAUAACUUAUCACCUGAUGUAUGUCCUCAUUUAAAUACAAAACGAAAUGAAGGAGCAUUGCAGUUCCUUUUGCAUAAACGCUAUGUGGAUGGUAGCUUAAAUGUUGCCAGUUGGAGAGAGAUGGUAAGAGAAGCGGUAGGGAACGAUGCUAAAUUACAAACAGAGUUACUCACCAUGUUAGUUAAUGCUAAUGAUACACAAGAAGGUUUACACUGGGCAAGAGAAUAUGAAAUAUCUAAAGAUGAAUGGCCAUGGGCUAUCGUACAUGAAGAAGAACAGAGUGCACAAAUGGUAAAUGAGGGCGCUUCAACGAGCAAAGAGAAAACCACUUGCGAACCAAAUGAAGAUAAUGUGAAUUAUCAUGUUUUAAAAUUACCAAGAGAAAACAUUAAGUUAAUAGACAAUAGACGAUUCUUUGAAGAGUUUCUUGAUAACGGAUUAAGAGAUAUUACUAUGGUUGGAAUUGACGUGGAAUGGAAACCUAGUUUCGGAACUAAACAACCUGAAUUAGCACUUAUGCAAAUAGCUACUGAGGAUAACAUCUACAUUCUGGAUGUAACUACUAUUGGUAAUCAAUUGCCUGAACUCUGGAAUGAACUUGGUCUUAUAUUAUUCGGAAAUAAAGACAUUAUCAAGAUUGGAUUUGGAAUAGCGCAAGACGUGACUGUAAUACGUAAUAGUUUACCUGCUUUGUCGUCCGUUAAAACAUAUGGUCAAGGAUACAUUGACUUGAUGCUUUUAUGGAGAAAAUUAGUAGAAGAAUACAAUUUUAUUUUUCCAUACAAAGGUGAUCCAAAUUUCACGAACAAAAGCUUAAGUAAACUUGUAGAAUUAUGCUUUGGACAAAGACUCAAUAAGUCGGAUCAGUUUUCAAAUUGGGAGCUGAGGCCUUUGAGGGAAAGUCAAAUAAUAUAUGCUGCAUUGGACGCGCAUUGCUUACUGGAAAUAUACAAUGUACUAGCGGAUUAUUCAGCAGAUAUGGACAUACCAUUUGACGAUAUUUGCUCUGAAAUACAGCAUAUUUCGCACGCUAAUAAAAAGGCAAAUGUGAAUAAACCUAUACAACAUAAGAAAUUUACAUAUUCGAAUCUAACAAUGUCUAAUAGAGAUAAUGGAGUGGAGGAUUAUGGAAUAAAGACAGGGGCUUCGCCGAAGUACAGAACUGCACAUAAGCCUACACCUAAAUAUGGACAUUACAAUAAACAAAAUCAGGGUAGAUCUACAUGUUAUGAGUCGUAUAACGACAGUCGACAUGAUAGCCAAACAAGAUAUGAUAAUUAUGAUAAUUAUAAUUGUGACAAAAGUGCGCAUAGGGGAGCAAUCAGAGUUGAUAAUGGGAGAUACGAUGAUCGAAGAAGAUAUAACGAAAAUCUUUAUAAUCGUGACAGAGGUCUACACAUCGGAGUAAUCCGAGUUGAUGGAAGACACGACGACCAAAGAAGAUAUAAUAAUCCUAAUCAAAAUAAACACGCAAAUGCUAAAAUGAAUCAAGCGGUUAACGAUGGAAGAUACAAAAAUCAGAAAAGAUAUGAUAAUUACGAUAAUUACAAUAAAUAUGAUUCUCAAACUAGACGUGGUAAUCAAGAUAAACGAGAUAAUUAUAAUAGAUACAGCAAACAGAAUAGUUGGGAAGACAUUCAGAGUAGGCAAAGUACUCAAAACACGCAAAAUAAUGCGGAUAAAUCUGUGCGACGAAAUUUGAAUCCAAUUCCUGCACAUAUGUGGCGCGUCGUAUGCGACUCUAUGUUAGGUGGUUUAAGCAGUAAAUUGCGCAUGUGUGGUAUAGAUUGCAUACACGUAUUAUUUGAUCAAGGAGGAGACGAUUCCGCUAAAUUGGCAAUGCGCGAAAACAGAAUUCUAUUAACGCGCAACAAAAAUUAUGAAAGAUUUAAACAGUAUCUACCAUUGGAGAAUUGCUACAGGAUAAUGGCUGAUACACCUGACAACCAAUUACGUGAAGUUUUGUAUCAUUUCGGUGUUUUCGUAACGCAAAAUGAUAUUUUUAGUCGAUGUCAAAUAUGUAACUGCGAUGAAUUCGUGAAAGUUCCGAAGAAGUUAAUGGAUGAUCUUGUACAAAGCUUCGUGAAAAUUAUAAGAAAAAACAAUUAUCGAGUAUUGCCCAAUCAAGCCGAAAAUACAUUAGAAGCUGAUGCCGAUAAUUCUGAUCCAAAUGACUUCGAGGUUGCUCAGAAUCCAAAUGAUUAUUUUACAAAUAACGAAUAUCGUACGUGGCAUUUGUCCACAGACACCCUCGACGUUGAAACAUGUACGACCAGAUAUCAGAUGCGGAUACAAAUCGACAAAGUCCCUCUUAAUGUAUUGAAGAAUGUUCAGGUUUUUUAUAUCUGCGAGCAUUGUGGAAAAAUUUAUUGGGACGGCUCGCACUUGGAACGAGCUCUAAAUGGCGUUAUCAAAGAUUUAAUUGUAAAACAAUAAGUAUUAAUAUUAAAUGUGAUAAAAAGAUGCGAAGGAUUGAAAAUUUCCAAAAAAAAAACAAUCAAAAAUCGUCCUUAGUUUGAACUUUCAUAUAUGCUAAUUGUUCCUACAAUUUAUGAUGCCAAUGGUAAAUGCAAUAAUCUUAUGCUUAAUCGAGACUGGCUACAAUAUUUGUUGCAUAGAUAUAUAAUCAUCGUUACAUAGUUACCAUGUUCUUUCUUAUACUUUUUAAGUACAACAGCAAUAUUAUACAUUGUUUUAUUUUAGCUGUGCUACAUAGUGUCAUGAACUAGUAUAACUUAAAUUUUAUUCUAAAAUUAAUCAUAUUAAUCACAUGAUAAUGCCAUAGAUUUAAAAAAAUAUUUUGAUUAUUACUAAUGUUAUUAUAAUUUUAAUAUAAAUUGUUAAAUAAUUAAAAAUAAUUUUUUAGCAUUUAGAUUUCUAAUAUUUUCUUAAUCUUUAAUUAAUAAAAUGUUCCCAAAAUGUUAUUUAGUGAUUAAUGUAAAAAUCAUACAAAAAACAAUCCUGAUACAACUUUUGUUAUGCAACAUAUUUGUAUAUUUCUUAUAAAAACGAGCACUUAAAAUAUCUCUUUGCUAUGUAUUUAUAUAUUCUUGUAAUUGUCCUUAAAAAACGAGAAACAAAUAUUUCUCAUAAAAUAACAUAGUGAGAAACAAAAUAGCCCAUUACAGUACAAGACAGUUUGAUUUUUUCAUAAAAUAUAUCUUAUUUGUAUAUAAUAUAUUUAUGUAUAUUUAAAGAGAAAAAUGUGUACCUAUUUUUUAUUAAAAAAGUAGAGAAAGAAAUACUAAAGAUUAUAAAACAUUCUAAAUUUAACAGUUUUUUAAAUCUAUAUUUGCUAUAUUUUCCAUCAACUGUAUUGUAGCAAAAUUUAUUUUUACCAGAAUAUUAAAAUAAAAAUAUAAUUCUUCCACAUAUUCGUAAUUUGAUUUAUUACUGCUAUUUAUUAAGCUACUCUAUUUAAUUGUUGAAGAACAGAAUAACGAGAUGUAUAUGGCGGUACAUUAGAAAAUAAAAAUGUGUAUGGAGGGAUGUUAAGCAACAGAGUGGAGAAAAUUUAAAGAAUAUUUUAAAUAGUAAAAUGAGUCGUGAAUAAAA